AUGGUGAUAUCGGUUACGCCCGUUGAAAUUCCUUAUUCAGAUUCGAACGAUGCUUCUGAUAGUGGAGACCUUAUCGACGAUGAGAGCAUCCGACGAAUUGAGGUCGAUAUUGAGGCGUUUCCAAUGGAAUCUGGUGACCGGGAAGGAGUUGUCAAUAUGCUCACACAGAUCUUUUUGAGAGCGGACAUCGAUCUUGAGACGUUCGCGGACUCCAUCAUCGCUCAGAGUCCUCUUGGAUUAGUCUUUGGGCCGGCAGAAGAUCAUAGUGAAGAAGAUAAUGAGAACGUUGUGUAUGGAGUCGUCACUGCAGUGUCGCUGAACAACCUGGGCAAUGCACCGAAAUUUAUGAAGGAUAUCUUAGAUUUUCUGGAGAUGAAAUCGCGCAACUUCGCAUUGAAGGAAUUCCGUGACGCGCUCGAAGUGGCGAAGACUAAACGGACUGGGAUUUUCAUAAACGAGAGGAUGUUGAACUUUCCCUAUCAAAUAGUCAAGCCGUCAUUCAGUAGUAUCAGAGGAAAAUGGCGAUUCGCGACUUAUCAAAUGCUGAUGUCAUCUUCGACAAUGCUGAAGACAGAGUUUUGUACCAGGUAUCUUCCUUUCUCUAUGUUUCGUUCUAAUUUUUCAUUCUCACCACCUCCUCUGUUUGAGUUCCUUCAUCCCUUUCAGAUAUGUGAAGGUGAAGCAAAUUUUUUCGAUUAUCCAGUUCACAGUGAAGUGGAAAGUUCGAGCAAGUUUCAUAUCCUUGUAAAAGAUGGCAAAUCUUACAAGCCCUAUCGCAGAGUCGUAGUUAUGGAUAUUAAGAGGUUGGUGCAUGAUUGGUUUCCAAUUGUAGACAUGUAG
Messenger RNA from Angiostrongylus costaricensis, 840 nucleotides. The record is from the annotation of a GenBank genome assembly. NCBI's taxonomy places the organism in Eukaryota, Metazoa, Nematoda, Chromadorea, Rhabditida, Metastrongylidae.